AUGUAUGCCACCAAUAUGCCUCCCCCUUUCUCCCCCCCGCUCAAUGGGUACAUUUAUGAUUGGUUUUCAAACCGCAGAGCGUCAACUGAGUCGCUUUCUAUCUUGAUCUGGAACAUCUCAACAACUGCACGUCCAAAAGUCCUCUCCGACACGCCAAUUCAGGCCAAUUCCCAGGUUACUGUAGUCAAACCACCGCCCCUUCGUCUCCCUUUACCCACUCAAUACUUGGAUGAAUCUUGGAAACUUAGAUUUUUAGGUCGCUCUUUGAAGGAACAUAUUAACAAUGCUUCGCUCACCCCUCCCUCGCGUUUCCUCCUCGGUGGUCACCAUUCCAUGACCGCGUUCAGUCUCGCCAGUUUGAUCUCGCUACUUUAUCAUGCAAAUAUGAGUCACUUAUACGAAUACCUAUUGAACCUAGAUCUCGAGGUCGAGCAUAUAUGGAGUUCCCGCUGGAACACGAUCAAGGUUCUCUAUUUAUUAACGCGAUACAUGCCCUUCCUCAACAUAAUCUCCGUUCUGUAUUAUAUCCUUCUCGACGGCUCCUCAGAAGAAGCUUGCCGUACGACAUUCCAAGUCAACGGCUUCACUGAAAGUAAGACAACCUCCGCCACAUCCCCCAAUCACCAAAUUAACCACUCCUUGUGUAAAGUCCUCCUAACGAUGAGAACUUCUGCUGAUAUUGAUUGCGAUCAAGGGACUUCCGGCGCUGAGAAUGACCACAUCCUCACAUCGGAGACUCGCAAAUGCGGUGUUCCUGAACGGACUGAUUUACUAUUUCUACCUCUUCGGUUCGUCCCUCUACCCUUCGUUUACAUGGUCAAGAGCUAUGUUCCCCCCCACCUCCAACCUCCUGUCUAUACCAAACUCAUCUCACUUAGUAUGCCUACCACAACCUUCUCUCAACGUAAUCUCUUCUCCAUCUCCAUCUUGUCAUCAGCUUAUCUCACCUCUAUUCUCACAGGUUCGAACGAGCGAUGUACUCUAUCCUAA
This is a messenger RNA of Laccaria bicolor S238N-H82, 990 nucleotides long. RefSeq lists its product as uncharacterized. The transcript has 9 exons. The coding region runs from base 1 to 990 and encodes 329 amino acids. NCBI's taxonomy places the organism in Eukaryota, Fungi, Basidiomycota, Agaricomycetes, Agaricales, Hydnangiaceae. The record is from RefSeq and is a predicted model, not a curated record.